CCACUAGGAUACAUAGACGUGUUGCAAAGACAUUUGGCAAACACAUGCAGUCUAAACUUUCACCUUUCUUCCAUCAUGGCGGGACCAAGAAAUCUACUGCUGCUGCAGCUCCUUUUGACUCUCCCUGUGGCAUUACAUACAGCAGAAACCACCACAAGUGAAACCACCACAAGUAAAACCACCACAAGUGAAACCAUCCUCGCUGUCACUGAUCAGUUCAACAGCUCCACUCCAAAUAUUAAUGAUACUUCUCAGAUCAGCACAACUUCACCAGUGUCCGAAGCCUUCAACACUACAGGGGCAGUCCCAGACUCAUCAAAGCCCAGUACAACAUUUAUUCAGAACAGUACCAGCACAUACAGUACCCUAAAACCCGAAAACAGCACUUCUAAUGCUACAGAAUCAUCAAAAUACACUACAAGAUUUAUUGAGACCAAUACCAGCCAUGUGUUUUCUACAUACACUACUCUGAGACCUGAAAACAGCACAUCCAAUUCCACAGAGUCACAGAUAUGGAAAGACUUCACAGAAAACCCUGGGCUGGUUGCUGUCAUCUGUAUAUUUGUCUCCAUUCUCGUCAUCAGUCUUGUGGUGGUCAUAGUAAAGGCAUUACAAAAUAAUGGGCCAAAAUUCAAGAAACUGGAUGAAGUGCCAAUGAAUGGUAUAAAUGAAGAAUCGCCAUUUGCCCACUACCCUCCGAAGUGAGGCUGCUUCUUUUAUGGACACUGGUAGGAUGCUCCUGCUGCUGAUCAGAUGACAUUUUGCUGUUUGAAAACUGCCCAUUUACUGAUACAUAACAUGACAUUUCCCACAGGCCUUGCUCUUGCACAUGUGGCACAAAAUAAUUGAGAACUGCUGAUUGGUUGCUAGGUAUACUGGACCAAUCCAAGCAAAAAUGUAUAAUUGAAGCCACAUACCUUUUUCAGAUGUCUAUUUUAGGCCCUGCUGUGCUGGCUCAACACCCAGAUAUUAAAACCACAGAUGAGAUAACUUUGGGAAAUGCUUUAGAGCUUGUUAUAUUUUCUGCAAUAACACAAACCAUUCCCACAAUUUCCUACUUUUGUUCCAAUUCCCUUAAAAAAAUAUGAUUAGUUUCUAUACACUGCCCUCUCACCCUUAUCAAGGGCCUCACUUUAUGCACUUAUGUCUAGCAAAAAAGUCUUCGUACAGUUUUUUUUUUUCUGUUCCAAUAAAAUAUACACUCAAAUGGCACAUUUAUAUACCUCUAUUAUAGUAGUUUAAACAAUCUAAUGUUACAAAUUGAUACAUAACAAAAUGUAUUUUUUGUUCUAAAAUUGAUUGUUAUUAUUACAUAAAUAAAAUAUCAGUUAUUUACA
Xenopus tropicalis (tropical clawed frog) is the source of this 1337-nucleotide messenger RNA. The record is from RefSeq and is a predicted model, not a curated record. NCBI's taxonomy places the organism in Eukaryota, Metazoa, Chordata, Amphibia, Anura, Pipidae.